Camelina sativa (false flax) is the source of this 2671-nucleotide messenger RNA. NCBI's taxonomy places the organism in Eukaryota, Viridiplantae, Streptophyta, Magnoliopsida, Brassicales, Brassicaceae. The record is from RefSeq and is a predicted model, not a curated record.
UUAAUUCAAAUGGGCCAACUCUUCAAGACGUGAAGAAGACUAGGAAGAUAGCUUGUCCAGAUUCACAAUCUCACAAAACACAAAAAUAAAAAUCAAGAAGAAGAAAAAACAGAGCAAGAAGAAAACACAACCAUGGAAGAAUCACAACAAGUUCUUCCUCUACUAACAAAAGCCAAAGAUCUGACAAAACCAUCAUCAUCAUCCUCGGCAUCAUCAUCUUCAUCUUCUGAACCAAGAGAUGAUGAAACAGAGGAUCUUCUUUUACCAAUCUCCGGCGAAGAAGAAGAAGAAGAAGAAGAGAACUCACCAAUCCGACAAGUAGCACUCACCGUUCCGACAACAGAUGAUCCUUCAUUACCUGUCCUAACAUUUCGCAUGUGGGUCUUGGGAACUCUCUCUUGCAUCCUCUUGUCCUUCCUCAAUCAGUUCUUUUGGUACAGAACAGAACCUCUCACUAUCUCUGCCAUCUCCGCCCAAAUCGCCGUCGUACCUCUUGGUCGUCUCAUGGCCGUCCGUUUAAUGUGAAGGAGCAUGUGUUGAUCACUAUUUUCGCUAACGCGGGAGCUGGAUCUGUUUACGCAAUACACGUUGUUACCGUCGUGAAAGCGUUUUACAUGAAGAACAUAACGUUCUUUGUCUCUUUUCUCGUUAUCGUCACCACCCAAGUGUUAGGGUUUGGUUGGGCCGGAAUAUUUAGGAAAUACCUCGUUGAACCGGCGGCGAUGUGGUGGCCGGCGAAUCUUGUUCAAGUCUCUCUUUUUAGAGCGUUGCAUGAGAAAGAAGAACGGACCAAAGGAGGGCUGACACGUACACAGUUCUUCGUGAUAGCAUUCGUUUGCAGUUUCGCUUAUUAUGUCUUUCCGGGCUACUUAUUUCAAAUCAUGACGUCUUUGUCGUGGGUUUGUUGGUUCUUUCCAUCAUCAGUCAUGGCCCAACAGAUCGGGUCCGGUCUUCACGGGUUAGGUGUUGGAGCCAUUGGACUCGACUGGUCAACCAUUUCCUCUUACUUGGGUAGUCCACUCGCUAGUCCAUGGUUUGCUACGGCUAAUGUGGGUGUGGGAUUUGUGCUGGUGAUAUACGUCUUGGUACCAAUAUGCUAUUGGCUCGAUGUGUUCAAGGCUAAGACUUUCCCCAUAUUUUCGAGCUCCCUUUUUACAGAACAGGGUUCAAAAUACAACAUCACAUCCAUUAUAGACUCAAAUUUCCACCUUGACCUCCCAGCCUACGAGCGUGAAGGCCCUUUGUACCUUAGUACUUUUUUCGCCAUUAGUUACGGUGUUGGUUUUGCUGCUUUAAGCGCUACCAUCAUGCAUGUUGCUCUCUUCCAUGGAAGGGAGAUAUGGGAGCAAAGUAAGGAGAGUUUCAAAGAGAAAAAAUUGGAUGUACACGCGAGGCUAAUGAAAAGGUACAAACAAGUUCCAGAGUGGUGGUUUUGGUGCAUACUCGUUACCAAUAUUGCAGCCACAAUCUUUGCUUGUGAGUAUUACAAUGACCAACUUCAAUUACCAUGGUGGGGUGUUCUAUUGGCAUGUACAAUCGCCAUUAUCUUCACACUUCCUAUCGGUAUAAUCACCGCCAUCACCAACCAGGCACCCGGAUUGAACAUUAUUACAGAAUAUAUCAUAGGAUAUAUCUAUCCAGGGUAUCCAGUUGCAAAUAUGUGCUUUAAAGUAUAUGGAUACAUAAGCAUGCAACAAGCCAUCACUUUUCUUCAAGACUUCAAACUUGGUCACUACAUGAAGAUUCCACCUAGAACCAUGUUCAUGGCACAGAUUGUUGGAACACUCAUCUCAUGUCUGGUUUACCUCACAACGGCUUGGUGGCUAAUGGAGACCAUCCCCAACAUAUGUGAUACGGUUUCCAAUUCGGUGUGGACAUGUCCAUCCGAUAAAGUCUUUUACGAUGCAUCCGUGAUAUGGGGACUAAUUGGACCUCGUAGAAUCUUUGGAGAUCUUGGUUUAUACAAAUCCGUUAACUGGUUCUUCCUCGUGGGAGCUAUAGCCCCAAUUCUUGUAUGGUUAGCGUCAAGGAUGUUUCCUAGACAAGAGUGGAUCAAGCUUAUAAACAUGCCGGUUCUUAUAAGCGCGACAAGCUCGAUGCCACCAGCAACAGCCGUGAACUACACAACAUGGGUUCUUGCCGGAUUUUUAUCCGGCUUUGUUGUGUUUAGGUACAGACCAAAUCUAUGGCAAAGGUAUAAUUAUGUUUUGUCAGGAGCAUUGGAUGCUGGAUUAGCAUUUAUGGGAGUGUUGCUCUAUAUGUGUUUGGGACUUGAGAAUGUGAGUUUGGAUUGGUGGGGAAAUGAGCUUGAUGGUUGUCCUUUGGCCUCUUGUCCAACCGCGCCAGGUAUUAGCGUUGAAGGUUGCCCGCUUUAUACGUAAAACCGCGACUCAAUUCGAUUGGGAAAAUGGCGAAUACAUUUACUUCCUCCGCUAAAGUUUGGCCGCUGGAUUUGGUGGUUAUGUUUGUAAAUAUCAUUUUUUUACCUUCAUUCUCAUAAACAGUGUGAGAUUGUUGUGUGUAUAAAUUGUAAAGAUGGUUUAAUACCUAGGGUGGGGUAUUCAACAAUUUGGAUUAUUUCAGUUUUUUUUUUCUUUCUUUGUUUGUUAAAUAUUAUUUCAGUUUCUUGAGUUUUUUAAACAUUCAUAAUCAAUUGAAACCAUUUUUUAUU